Molecule: messenger RNA, 1248 nt
Organism: Parnassius apollo (apollo)
Lineage: Eukaryota; Metazoa; Arthropoda; Insecta; Lepidoptera; Papilionidae
Source: the annotation of a GenBank genome assembly
AUGAUGACGAUGACGAUGACGAUGACGAUGACGAUGACGAUGAUGCGAUGUCAUGACAAUGACGAUGACGAUGAUGAUGAUGAUGACGAUGAUGAUGACGAUGACGAUGAUUAUGACGAUGACGAUGAUGACGAUGACGAUGACGAUGAUGAUGACGAUGAUGAUGACGAUGACGAUGACGAUGACGAUGAUUGUGACAAUGACGAUGAUGACAAUGACGAUGACGAUGAUGAUGACGAUGAUGAUGACGAUGAUCAUGACAAUGAAAAUGACGAUGAUGAUGACGAUGAUGAUGACGAUGAUCAUGACAAUGAAAAUGAUGAUGAUGAUGACGAUGAUGAUGACGAUUACUGUGGCAAUGACGAUGAUGAUGACUUUGACGAUGACGAUGAUGAUGACGAUGACGAUGACGAUGACGAUGACGAUGACGAUGAUCAUGACAAUGACGAUGACGAUGAUGAUGAUGAUGACGAUGAUGAUGACAAUGAAGAUUAUGACGAUGAAGAUGACGAUGAUCAUGAUCAUGACAAUCAAGACGACGAUGACAAUGACGAUGACGAUGAUUAUGACAAUGACGAUUAUGAUGACAAUGACGAUGACGAUGAUGAUGACGAUGAUUAUGACGAUGAUAAUGCCGAUGACGAUGACGAUGAUCAUGACAAUGACGAUGACGACGAUGAUGGUGACAAUGAAGAUGAUGAUGACGAUGACGAUGACGAUGACGAUGAUCAUGAUCAUGACAAUCAAGACGACGAUGACGAUGACGAUGACGAUAACGAUGACGAUGAUUAUGACAAUGACGAUGAUGAUGACAAUGACGAUGAUGAUGACGAUGAUGAUGACAAUGAUCAUGACAAUGAUCAUGACAAUGAAAAUGACGAUGAUGGUGACGAUGAUGAUUACGAUGACGAUAAUGAUGACGAUUACUGUGGCAAUGACGAUGAUGAUGACUUUGACGAUGACGAUGAUGAUGACGAUGAUGAUGACGAUGAUCAUGAUCAUGACAAUCAAGACGACGAUGACGAUGACGAUGAUGAUGACGAUGAUUAUGACAAUGACGAUUAUGAUGACAAUGACGAUGACGAUGAUGAUGACGAUGAUUAUGACGAUGAUGAUGACGAUGACGAUGACGAUGAUCAUGACAAUGACGAUGACGACGAUGAUGAUGACAAUGAAGAUGAUGAUGACAAUGAAGAUGAUGAUGACAAUGAAGAUGAUGAUGACGAUGACGAUGACGAUGACGAUUAA